Synchiropus splendidus (mandarinfish) is the source of this 2575-nucleotide messenger RNA. RefSeq names its product TAF6-like RNA polymerase II, p300/CBP-associated factor (PCAF)-associated factor (gene taf6l). Bases 401 to 2317 code for a protein of 638 amino acids. Gene Ontology annotation, molecular function: protein heterodimerization activity; RNA polymerase II general transcription initiation factor activity; transcription coactivator activity. NCBI's taxonomy places the organism in Eukaryota, Metazoa, Chordata, Actinopteri, Syngnathiformes, Callionymidae. The transcript is spliced from 12 exons. Gene Ontology annotation, cellular component: transcription factor TFIID complex; SAGA complex; SLIK (SAGA-like) complex. Gene Ontology annotation, biological process: transcription initiation at RNA polymerase II promoter; RNA polymerase II preinitiation complex assembly. The record is from RefSeq and is a predicted model, not a curated record.
GAUUUUGACGUAUUAAAACUCGGCGAAGCAUCGCGAGCCCAGAGUUUUUCUUUUAAUACAAGCGAUGAAACUCCGCUUCUAGCCAAUCAGCAGCCGGAACAAGUGUGUCGUCAUCUCUACGCGGCCAAGUUAGCCCACUUCAAAACGGGAUAUGAAUUGUCACUCAACUGCUUGUUUUGGUUGAGGUUUCGGACGCGACUCGGAAAUAGCUAUUAAAGCAAGGAUCAUGUUACAUUUCUCUGCCUGCGACACUCAUUUUACUGUGAAGCUGUUGUCGCACCUUGUCGCUUCCGGUGGAUGCUAGGUUGACCUGCUAAAGGGAGCUAUAUUUGCUCAGCUUCAUCUCAACUUUGUUUCCUUACACACCUGCAUAAAGCGAGAGGCAGUGUGCCCGGUGAGCAUGGCGGACCGGGAGGAGCGUCGCUUCGCUGAGGUGUCGCGGGAGUCCGUCAAGUUAAUGGCCGAGAGUGCAGGCGUGGAACUCGGCGACGAUGUGGCGGCUUUGUUAGCAGAGGAUGUCUGUUACCGGUUAAGAGAGGCCACCCAGAGCAGCUCCCAGUUCAUGAGACAUGCCAAGAGGAGGAAGCUGACUGUUGAGGAUUUCAACAGAGCUCUUCGCUGGAGCAACGUGGAGGCCAUCUGUGGACAUGGGGCGCAGGACUCGCUGCCAUUUCGUUCGUUGAAGGAAGGAGAGCUUUUCUUUGUCGAAGAGCGAGAAAUUAAUUUAGUAGAAUUGGCUCUUGCAACAAACAUUCCCAAGGGGUGUGCUGAGACAAUGGUGCGAGUGAACGUGUCAUAUCUGGAUGGGAAAGGAAACCUGGAACCGCAAGGGACUGUUCCCACAGCAGUGCAGUCGCUGUCUGAGGAUGUAUUGAAGUACUACCAGCAGAUCACUCGAGCGAUACUCGGAGAUGACCCACACCUCAUGAAGGUGGCUCUGAUGGACCUCCAGUCUAAUUCCAAAAUUGCUGCCCUGCUGCCGUACUUUGUCUAUGUUAUCAGUGGAGUGAAGUCCGUCAGCCAUGAUCUGGAGCAGUUGAACCGCCUCCUCCACAUGGUCAAGAGCCUGGUGCAGAACCCAUAUCUCUACUUGGGCUCGUACGUCCGCAGCCUGGUGUCCAGCGUGAUGUACUGCAUCCUGGAGCCGCUGGCUGCAUCCAUCAACCCGCUCAACGACCACUGGACUCUGCGAGACUAUGCUGCUCUGCUCCUGAGCCACAUCUUCUGGACUCACGGUGAUCUGGUGAGCGGCCUCUACCACCAGAUCUUGCUGUCCCUACAGAAGGUUCUGUCUGACCCUGUGAGGCCACUGUGCUCCCACUAUGGAGCUGUGGUGGGUCUCCAUGCUUUAGGAUGGAAGGCCGUGGAGAGAGUUCUCUUCCCUCACCUUCCUGCCUACUGGGCCAACCUGCAGGCCGUGCUGGACGACUACUCGGUGUCCAACGCUCAGGUCAAAGCAGACGGACACAAAGUCUAUGGCGCCAUAUUGGUGGCAGUAGAGCGCUUGCUCAAGAUGAAGGCUCUGUCUCAGCCAGCAGAGGGCGCCUCCAGUACGACAGGUGGUUCAGCAGCAGCUCUGGGGUACCGGGUCAGCUCUCCAGGUCUCAGUCCUCCUCCUGAACCCUUGUCUGAGGCGGCUCUGGGCAUCGCCAGCCACCUGCAGGCUGGAGGGGCCGGCUGUCCUUGGGAGGAGUGGAGCCCCGUCCCCCUCCCUGCCAUGUACUGUGAACUCUAUUCCUUCUUUGGAGACAGUCUGGCAGUACGAUUCAGCACUGGUCCAGGUUUCGGUUGCAAUACCCCCUGCGCUGUGUCACAACCUGCUGACGUCAGGAAGGAGCAGCCUGGACCUGCCUCCAACCCCGAGACCACUAGGAAGAUGCCUCAGCUGACUGCCAACCUGAACAUCAGCCCACGGCAGGAUGGGAGUCCUCGCACUGACCCGCUCCCCCCGAGUCUGGCUGCGACUGGGCCAGGAAGGUCUUUGGCCCGCUCCUCUUCCUCCUCGUCUGUUCAGCGUUCCAGAACCUCCUCUUCACGCUCAGGCCCACGCUUGGCAGGUCCAUCCCGCAACGUCUUCCCCAAAGCCCGCUUCACAUCUCCUCAGUCCGGACCUCCUGCCUUCUCCUUCCUGAUCGGGGGUCGACAGAUGGGUCGGCGCUGCCAGGGUCGACGCCCCUUCCAGACCACCUUUACUCCCUCUCCUACACUUGCGGUACCACCGCGAGCAUAUGCGCAUAAACUGCCGGUGAUCGGACGAGUGAGUAAACCAGUGCGCAGCUGGACCUGCUCCCACUACUCUCUGUACCUCCCUCUGUGAUCCCAACUGGCUGGACUCUGUAGAUACUGUAGAUAUACCUUUGAUGGUGGACACAAUAAAACAGUUACUUUUUGGAUCUGUUUUCAUCUUCAUCUUCUUCAUCUUCAAUUUUAAAACUCUUCCUGUCAUUUGCUUUGUUUGAGAACAGACUCGGACUCAUCAUCGUAGCUCCUGAAGGUAUUCACAUUAAAAGAGUUUCACAAGAGCAACCAUGUCAUGUUUAGAGUGUCGGGUGGUAAAGCCCUGCCUCCCUCCAGG